AUGGACUUUGCGCCCUACCAAUCCUCGCCCCCAGAGCACACCCGCUCGCCAAUGUCCUCCCCGCGCGCCUCCGCCGACAUCUCGCGCCGGCCCUUCUCGCCCUCGGCCAUCGCCUCCGUCGCGCGCAGCCCGCCCCCUCUGCAGCACCCGCAGCCGCAGCGAGCCUGGAGCGGCGACCUCGACGGCGCGGCCAGCAGGCACAGCGGCAGCAACAACGGCAACGGCGGCCUGUGGGGGUUCGGCAGCGGCAACAGCAGCGGCAACGGCACGCCGCUGGCCAUGCCCGGCGCAUAUCCCGCCGAGAUUAGCGAGUUCGACACGAGCCUGGGCCUGAGGCUGGAUUACGAGGCGAGCCUGGCGUAUCUGGCGUUUCCGCCCAUUGGGGCCGUGAUAUUGCUGAUCUUGGAGCGGAAUAGUGACUAUGUCAGAUUCCACGCCUGGCAAUCCGCCCUCCUAUUCACAGCCAUCAUGGUCUUCCACCUCCUCUUCUCCUGGUCCUCGUUCCUCAGCUGGAUAUUCUUCAUUGGCGACCUAGUCCUCAUGGGCUUCCUCGCUUUCAAAGCAUAUCAAGACGCAGAGAUACUCGAAAGGUUCGAGGUUCCCUUUUUCGGAAGUAUAGCCAGUAGAUGCCUAGAUGACGAGUAG
This is a messenger RNA of Trichoderma atroviride IMI 206040, 645 nucleotides long. RefSeq lists its product as uncharacterized. Lineage: Eukaryota; Fungi; Ascomycota; Sordariomycetes; Hypocreales; Hypocreaceae. The record is from RefSeq and is a predicted model, not a curated record.